Messenger RNA from Plasmodium yoelii, 6423 nucleotides. Its product is annotated as conserved Plasmodium protein, unknown function. The coding region runs from base 1 to 6423 and encodes 2140 amino acids. The transcript has a single exon. The record is from RefSeq and is a predicted model, not a curated record. Lineage: Eukaryota; Apicomplexa; Aconoidasida; Haemosporida; Plasmodiidae.
AUGAAAGGCUCAAAAGGAAAUACUAAAAUGAUGAAAUGCAAUGAUAAUAUAGAAGAUAAUAAAAAAACGUGGUUAAAUAAUUUUAAUGAAAAAGAUAAAGCAAAUUUAAAGAAUGCAGGUGGUAAAAGUAUAAAAAAUGUAGCAUUAACAUUUUUCAAAGAACAUAAUAUUUAUAAUCGUGAAAAUAUAGAAAUAUUAAAUUAUUUUUGUCAAGAAAAAUUAGAUGACAAUUUAGUAAAUGAUGAGAUAAUCGAAUUUUUACAAACUGCAUUUUUUUUAUUUGAGUAUUUUAUUAAAGUAAACACUUUUAAAAUAAAUAAAAAAGAAUUUAUUGAAAAUGUUUGCGAAUGUUGUAAAAGAAUAUUAUUAAAAAAUAUUAUUAAAUAUGAAAAAGAAAUAUUAGACUUUUUAUUAAAAAAUUUAAUUAAUUUUAUUAACAAAUAUUCAUUUUCUUUUAUUUAUCAAUCAUUAUAUAACAUAUACCAGUAUCAAAACAAAAAUUUUAGAAAGCCAAAUGAAUAUAGAUAUGAUAAUUUAAGUUUUAUUCUCAAUAUUGAAUCUGUUAUUGUAAAUAACCAAACACUUUUGGUUAAUAAUAAUGAAUUUAUAGCAGACACUUUACUUUUAUUAGAUGAAAAUGACGAAAAAUACAUCAAAGAAAAAUAUUCUACGAUUAGAGGAGUUUGUGAAGACAACAAUAAUUUGGACUCUAAUCAAAAUGGUUCUUUAAAUAUAGAUAGACAAUAUAACUUCAUAAGUUAUGAUCUUAUGAGUAAUGAAACCAUUUCAGGGGAAUUAGAAAAAAACAAGGAUAAAGAAGAUGACGAAUCGAACGAUGAGAGUGGAAAAAAAACAAAAAAACGAACACGAACAACCCAAAAGGGAAAUAAAAAUAAUAUAAAAACAUCAAAAAAAAAAGACACUAUAUUAAAACAAAUAAGUGAUGAUUUAUCAAAUAUUCAUAAAAUAAAUAAAACAAAUGGAAAUUACAUUAUAGACCAAGAAUUUGUUUGCCUAUAUAUGUUUGUAUUUUUUAAAGGUUGUUUUGAUAAUAUAAAUUUUUAUUUAAUAGAAAAAUUUAUUGAAAAUUAUUAUAUGAAUGAAAAUAAAGAAAAUAUCUAUAAAGAAUUGUUUUUAUUCUUAUUUUUAAUAUAUAAAGACAAAAUGCACAAUAUUGUUAAUAGAAUACUAACAGAUACAAUAAAAAGUUUAAAUAAUAGUGACAAUAUAGAUAUACGAAUGCGAAAAAAGAAAAAAAAAAAUAACGACGAUAAUUCACUAGACACAAAUUGCUAUGUUUCAGAUUGUUUAUUUUAUUAUGAAUUAUUAAUAAAUAUAAUAACAUAUAAUAAUUUACAGUAUGAAAAUAAUUAUGAAUAUUAUAUAAACAUUCUUAAAUUACUAAAUGAAAACGAUCAUUUUCAAAAUUUGUUUAUACAUUCCUUUUUUUUUGUUUAUAUCAGUACAAAAGAUGUUAAUAUAAGAAGUAUACUUUUAAUUAAUUUUAUAAAAUAUCAUUCAAAAAAGCAUCACAUUUUAUUAAAAUUACUUAGCCAAAUAAAAAAUAUUUUCGCAAUAAUAUAUGAUAUAAACAAUAAUAAUAUUAUAUAUAAUAUUAAUACAUUUAAUAAAAUGUCUAUUUCAGAUUUUAUGUGUUGUGGAAAUAACGAGUUAAAAGUUAAAUAUAGCUACCUUUUUCAUAUCGCAGAAAAUAUUAUUAUCGAUAAAUAUAUAAACUUAUUUUUUAAAGAAACAUAUUAUAUUAUUAGUAGAAUUAAUCUCAACUAUUUUUGUCAUGCUACCAAUUUAUACCUUUGUAUAUAUGACAAAAUUUUUAAUAAAACAAUAAAUAUUAUAUAUGAAAAUGAAAUGAAUUUAAAUGAUGAGGCUUUUAGUGCGUGUAAAAAAAUAUUAAAACCUUUUCUAUUUAUCUAUGUAGAAUUAUUUGAUAGUUUAACACAAAAAUUAAAAAAAAAUAUAUUUGAUGAUAAAGUUAUGUUCUCAUUUUCCUUUAUAAAAAAAUACCUUUUAAAAAAUAUGUAUGAAAGGACAUACCUACAAAAAGAUUUAUUUGGUGUCAUAUAUCAAAUAUAUUUUUUUAUAUACACAUUGAAAUAUAAAUUUAUUAACUUUUUGAAAAUAUAUAUAGAAACAAAAAGAAACAUAAAAGAAAAUCUAGAGGCUUUUCUUAAACUAAAAAUCGAGUAUAUCAAAACGAAGAAAACAGAUGAAUUAGAAACCGAUCAAAUGAAUUAUUUGAAUAUGAAUGAAGGUGAUAAUAUUAAUGAAAAUCUCAAAAAUGACGCUGCAGAUAAUAAUAAACUAGCUUGCCUUGAUCAAGAAGAAUGUUCAAAUUCCAAAAAAAAUAGUGAUAAUGAUAUUGAAGAUAAUAGCAACAAUGAAGAUGAAGAAGACAGUAGUGAUAGUGAAUAUAGUUAUUCGUAUAUGUAUAAUAACAAUCGAAAAAAUAAAAAAGAAAAUAUAAAAUCUCAAGAAAAAAAAAAAAAUUCAAAAAAAAAUGGGAAUAAACAGGAUGACGAUAAAAAAGAGAAUAAUAAAAAUAAUAGUGAUGAAGAUGAAGAAAUAAAUAAAAAUUUGGAUGAAUAUAUAAUGAUGAAUGCUGGACAAGGAAAUAAGUUACCAUGCAAUCAAAUGGAAAUGAACAAAAUUAAAAUAAUUAAUUUUUUUCAAAAAAAUUACCUUUUAUUAAGAUAUUUUGAUGCUAAUGUGGAGCAAAUAUUAGAAGAGUAUUGCACAGACGAAACACUCACAAAGUUUUCUUCUACUUCUUGUACAUUAGAAUCAAAUAACAAUAAUAUAAAAUAUUAUACCGAAAAUGGACAAAUAAAGAAUAACAUAUUGAAUGGAAUAAAAGAUAAUAGUAAUAGUAUAAAAAGUGGUAACUUUAUUGGAAAAAAUAAACAUACAACUGUAAAUUCUGAAGAAAAAAUAAGGUUUAUUAAAAAGUUAAGAAUAUUUUUUGAUAAAAACAUACCAGUUGAUGAAAUAAUAAAUAGUAUGUUUAUAAAUAAUAAAGAUAAUGUCUAUAGCAAAAUUUUAAAAAAUAAUUUGAUAAUAAUUAAAGAGUUCAAAAAUUUAAGACUGGAUGUAAUUUAUCCUAUUUUUAAUGCUAGUUUAGCAUUACUAUUUGACGAUUUUUAUUUUUUCAUUAUACAAAAUAUAAAGUUAGUGGUCGAGGAAAAAGAAAGAUGUUUUUCUGAUUACAAAAUAUUUUUAAAUAUAUCUUUUAUUUUAUUGCACAUGUUUGCAAAAGAUAUUAAAAUAGAAAAAUAUUUAGUUUCGAUUUUUUAUAUGUUAAAGUUAUCUCUUAACAAAUUAAGGUCAAUCGAAAUUUUCGAACAAAAUGGAAAAGAAUCUGCAAUGGAUACUAUAUACAACAAAGAUGAAAAAACUUUUCGAACCAACAUAAAAUAUUAUAACCUUAAAAAAGAUAGUAAUAUUUUUAAAAAUAUAUCAGAAGAAGAAACAGGGCAAACAUCUUUAGAAUCGAAAAAUAAGGAAAAUAGCUCAUUAAAUAAGAUAGAAGAAAAAAUGCAAUUACAUCAAAAUAUUUUAUAUAUUUUUUUUAAAUUAUUGCAAAACAUUUUAAGACAAAAUAAUUUAUAUUAUAAUUUUAAAAGUAUAAUAUAUGAUAUAUUAUUUUCAGAAUAUUCAAAUAAAAAAAUCGUAUUCUCAUCUUUGAAAUGUGUUAUAGACAGAUAUAAAUUGGAGGAAACAUACAACUAUUGUUUAACUAUCUUGAAUUCUAUUACCGUGGAAAAAAAUCAUAUAUUAUACAAUAUAAUAAAUAAUGAUAAAGUACCUUUGUUAGAACCAAAAAUAGGUCAUACUGAUUCAAAAAAAAACGAAAGUGAUGAAGAUAAUAAUACAAAUGUAAUAAACGACCAAAAACAGACAAAUAAAAGUACAAAACAAGUUAAUGAAAAUAACACUCAAAAUUAUUGCCUUAAUAAAAGAAAAUGUAAUAAAACAAGCCAAAAUGAUAUCUCUAAUAAAUCCAUUAAUAUGGGCAAAGAAAAUAACCCUGAAAUCGAAAAUGAAACUACUGAAACGAAUGAAGCAAAUGAAACAAAUGAGGGAAGUACAGAUGGUAAUGUUAAUAAAGAUCAGAAUAAUUUAUUGUUAACAAUUUUACAAAAUACGAACGAGUUGAAAAAAAUUGUUUCUGAUCCAAAAAAUGGAAAAAAUCCAAAACUAUCCUCUCUCUAUAUAAAUUUACUUAUAUUGUAUUAUGUAUUUUCACAAAAAGGGAAAUAUAAAAAUCAGAAAAGAAUAUAUUAUAAUUGUAUAAAGACAGACAUAAGCAAUUGCUAUAAUAUUAUAAAUAAAUUACUGUGUAUCUUUUAUUAUAAUGAUAACUUAAAUUUGUACUAUCAUAAAUAUUUAAAAUACUUAUGUUUUAAAAUUUUUAAGAAAAUAUAUAACUUAUUUUCAAUAAAAGAAGUAGAUCUAUAUAUCGAUUUUUUGAAAAAAGGAAAUCAAAUAGACAAUAAAAUAUAUAAUGAUAAAAACAUAAAUGAUAUAAUUUGUUUAAAAAAUGAAAUAAUAUCUUUUUAUGAAUACAUAUUAAAUGAGGAAAUUGAAGUAUAUACAAAAAAAAAUGGCAAUAAAAUAAGUAACAAAAUAACAAUUUCUGAGAAUUAUAGAUUUUAUUUUGCUAAUAAUUUAAAAUGUGAUCAUAUUGUAUUAAAAAACGAUAACUUUAUAUUUAUGAUUAAUUCACUAUUAUUUAUUUUUAAUAUAAAAUAUGACAAAAUAACAUUUUAUAAAAUCGUGUCUAUAAUUUUAAUGGAAAAACCAGAAAAUCGAAAUUAUAUUUUAGAAAAAGUUAUAUCAUCAAUAAAAAAAUUUUUCAAUUUAAGUGAUAUAUAUAAUAAUUUAAAAAAAACAUUUAAUAAAAAUAACCAAAUAAGAUUACCAAAUUAUAUUGAAAACCAUUCGAUGUUGUUGUAUAUUAUUAGAACGACUAUACUCAUAUUUUUAUUAAUUGAUUAUAAUCAUUUAAAUAAGCAAGACAUUGAAAAAGAAGACUAUAUAAGCUAUAAUUCUUUUAAAAAUGAUUAUAUCAAAAAAAAAUCUAUAAAAUAUUAUUAUACUCAAUUAAACUUAUUACUUUUCAGAGUUUUUUAUAACGAAAAAAAUAUACCUUAUUUUUUCAAAAUAUUCUUUAGUACUUUAUAUUUUAUAUCAUUUAAAAAAAGUGAUGAAAAUUUAGUUUAUUUUUUUGAAAGAGUAUUUGAUCAUAAGGAAAAUAAUAAAUUCUCUUUUGAUAAGGACGAAAAAAGUGUCGAUUCAGUGAUAGAGGCAUUGGCUAAUAAAAGGCAGGAUGAAGACGCUUAUUUAUCGGAAAAGGGAGAAGAAUUAGAAAGGGAUGAAAAUAUUGAUAUAGAUAGUGACGAUAAAAACAUUAAAACAAAACAAAAUGAUUCUAAGAAAAACAAACAGAAUAAAAAUCAUAAUGAGAAAAAACAAUCCUUAAAAAAUAAUAAUAAAAAACGUAAAAAAAAAUCUUCUGAAAGUGAAAGUUCAGAAGAAAUGGACGAAGAAAUAUUAUUAGAAGAUUUCAAGAAAGACUAUCAUAAAAUUUUAAGAAAUAAAACACAAAAAGAAAAAACAAUACCAAACGAUUCUAAUGAAAAAAAAAACACUAAUAAUAAAAAUUGUAUUAACAAUGAUAAGGAUUAUAAAAAACGAGCUGCCAUAAUCGAAAGUUCCGAAGAAAAUUCUUCAGAUUCAGAUGUAUCAUACAAAAUAAACAUAAAAAAUAGCAAAAAGAAAAAGACUAGUAAUAAUAAAAAUGCACAAAAGAAAGAUGAACAGGAGGAGGAAUCCAACACAAGUUCGAGUGAUGAACAAAUUGCAAAAGAAAAUAAAAAUGAUGAUGAAAAUUCUGAUGGUGAAGAAAAAAAUGAGGAAAUUAAGAAACCAAAAGAGAUUGAAUUACAAACAGAAAAUGAAAUGAUACAAAAUAAUGAAAAUGGAUACGAACAAAACACACAUCAAGAAAUGGAAGAUAUAAGUAAAAUUUAUAGAAGUUACCAAUUUAAUGGAUCAUUAUGCUUAAAAAUUUUUAACCAUUUUAUAUUUUUAUGUAAAGGAUAUCAUGAAGAUUUAGAAUUAAAAAUAUACAAUGGAGUAGUUACACACUUAAAGGAAAACAAUAGUGAUAGGGAAAAACUAAAAAAACUUUUAAGAAAAAAUUAUAAUGAUUAUAGAAAAAAUCCCAUCAAGUAUAAAAAAAAAUUAGAAUUGCUCAAUAUAAUUGAGACGAAAAUUAUUUUCCUUAAUUUUAUAAAAGAAAAUUUAAAAAAAAGAAAAUCUCUUAUUUCAAGAAUCAGUGAAGUUAAUCUGAAUAUUUUUAAAAAUAAAUCCAUGUUCCAAAUUGAACUGGAUUUAAUAUAA